Molecule: messenger RNA, 1632 nt
Organism: Adineta steineri
Lineage: Eukaryota; Metazoa; Rotifera; Eurotatoria; Adinetida; Adinetidae
Source: the annotation of a GenBank genome assembly
AUGAAUAGUUCAUCACAUCAUUUUAUGCCUUUAGCAACAGAUGAAAAUUCCUUAUCAUCACCACCAAGAAAACUUGGACGAGCAGUAAGUGGAGCUUCAAUACAAACAAAUGGUUUUGAUGAAGAAACUGAUUAUGGUUCACCAUUAAGUAAUCAUACAUUACUGAAACGUUUACAUAAUCCAUUUCAAGCUCGUGUCUAUAAUUUUCUUGAACGACCAUGUGGUAUAUUCUGUUUUCUUUAUCAUUUUUCUGUUUUUAUUGUUGUUAUUGGUUGUCUUGUAUACAGUUCAAUAUUAACUGUUUAUGUUGAACAAUCUUAUGCAAUAUUAUUUUGGAUAGAAUUUAUACUUUUUAUUUUAUUUCUUAUUGAAUAUACUGUUCGUGUUUGGUCAUCCGGUUGUCGAAGUAAAUAUCGUGGUCGUCAUGGUCGUUUAUUAUUUAUGCGUAAAGCCAUGUGUAUUGUUGAUUUAUGUGUUAUUACUGGUUAUGCUAUUUUAUUAUGUAUAGGAUUAAGUAAUACACAAUUUAGUAUUGAACUUGUGCGAUAUGUUCGAAUACUUCAAAUUCUUCGUUUUCUUCAUGUUGAUCGACGUUUGACAUCAUGGCGUUUACUUGGUUCUGUUGUUUAUGAUCAUCGUUAUGAAUUAAUAGCUACACUUUAUUUUUGUUUUAUAUUCUUAAUUGUUGUUGCUUAUUUAAUUUGGUUAGUAGAAAAAGAUGAAAGUAAACCAGCUAGUGAAGAUAUGUUUCAUAGUUUUGCUGAUACACUUUGGUGGGCUAUUGUAACAAUGGCUACGAUUGGUUAUGGUGAUAAAUGUCCACGUACAUAUAUUGGCAAAAUGAUAACAUCAUGUUUAUGUAUUUGUGGUGUUGCAUUUUGGACAUUACCAUCUGGUAUUAUUGGUUCAGGUUUUGCUUUAAAAGUUGAACAAAAAAAACGUGAAAAACAAUUUAAUCGUUUGGUACCUGCUGCUGCUAGUCUCAUUCAAAAUUGGUGGCGUAUGAUUGCUGCUCGUCAUCCAAAAUUCGUAUCUACAUGGCGUAUUUAUCGAAUUGAAAGUAAACGAUCACAUAAACAUCAUCGUCAUAAUAGUUCGACAUUAGCUUUAAAUCAAAACAAUAGUAAUAGUGGUGGUAUACCACGUUUACGUAAUAAUCCACUGAUAUAUAAUACAUCAACGAAUGGUAUUCCAUUAGAAAAAAUGACUUGGCGUAAAGUUGAUAAAUCUGAUGAUUUAGAUUCAAAUCAACGUGUUGCUAUACGAAUGAUUCGUAUUAUAAAAUAUCAUGUAGCAAAAAGAAAAUUUCGUCAAGCACAUAAACCAUAUAAUUUUAAAGAUAUUAUGGAUGAGAAUGCUCAAGGAAAUUUAAAAGUUAUGUAUACACUUGCUGAUAUACAACGACGUUUAGAUCAAACAUUAGGUUUACCAAAAACAUAUCCAUUUAUUCUAUCGGAUAAAGAUCGUGAACAAUUAACAUUAAAUGGUAAAGUACAAAGGUUAGAAAUAAAAUUAAUCGAACUUGAACGACAAACAAAUCGUGUUAUUAUUUUACUUGAAGAAUUACAUAAACGUUCGACUAAAGAAAUAUCGAAUGUAGUGGCAGAAGAAAUACCAACAUCAAGUUCAUGA